AGACUCUUAUCCAAUUCAUCAGAGAAAAGUAGACAUUAACUGGAAAAAAAUAUCUCAGUCCUCAUUUUGUGUCGUCGCAAAGAAGCAGUGGUUGCUAGCUUGUCUGUUAUCAGCUUAGCUUUGAUUGCUUGAUAAUCAAAAACCAGAGGGGAGUUAGGCCAACGGUUAGCAAAAGAAAAAAAGAAAGAAAGCUUACUCCCUUGAUAUCAAAGCAAAGCUCUUUUGGCUUUUGCAGUUGAUUCUUGGUCACCAUCUGAAACCCAACCUUCACCUUCCUGUCGUAUUCACUCCACAACCAUCUCUCGAACUUCCUUUUUCUAUGUUGCCCUCCAAGCUUAAAUAAAUGCCCACUUCAGUUUUUCAACUUUGGUGUGUUUUUUGUGUUCUUGGUUAAAGCCAAGGUUUUUGAGGGAAAAAGUCCUGGUCUAUUGAUAAAAUACCCUUUUUAAGUUUCGAACGUUGUAAAGUUCGAUGGUAUUUAUUUCUAUUUCUUUUUCUUUUUGGUCAAGAUUGAAGCUCCGAGAGAUUCUAAAACUGGUGCAAACCAAGUAGUGUUCUUCAAUCGAGGAGCUGUAUCGAACAUGAAGAAGCUAUAGUUUGUUUGUGCUUCAAGGUUGAGCCUGUCGGUUAAAAUAUAGUGUUGUCAACUUUCAAGAAAUUGGAGCCAUCUCUGGCCACACCAUGCUCUGUGCCAUAUACAGAAUUCAUGCUGGCGUUCAAAUUCCAAAGGCUUGUACCUGAAAAUCUCUGCUUAAAACGUUCCCAAUGAAUACGCGGUGCUCCUUUCCAACAGAUUCAUUCGGUAGUUCAAAUUCUCCAAUAGGAGAAGAGCAUGGAACUGCGUUUCUCAGAAACAGGUCUCCUCGCCUUGCCCCGUCAUCAUUAUUCGUAAGAACAGCGAUGAGAAUAUCUAGAGCAAGAUGGUUCACCUUCUUGAGGAGAGUAUUCCAUUACCAGAAUGGCUCAAGGUCUAAUCUUGGGUCUAAUCCUUUCAAUUCUAGCUCUUGGAUGAUGCUGGAGUUUGUAGCUUUGCUCCUUCAAAUAUGCAUUACCACGUUCACCCUGGCUAUUUCGAAGGCAGAGAACCCUGUUUGGCCUGUGAGAAUAUGGAUUAUUGGUUAUAAUAUAGGUUGUGUCCUUAGUCUGCUGCUGCUCUAUGGUCGUUACCGGCAACUUAACGCAACUCAAGGCGAUGGUUUUGGCCUACCCGAUUUGGAGCAACAGGGGGGCAGUGAGGAAUCCAGUGUAUGCAGGUACUCACAUUUGAUGAACAAGUGCCGGACCUCGCUCGAACUCUUCUUUGCGAUAUGGUUUGUGAUGGGUAAUGUUUGGGUCUUCGAUUCUCGUUUUGGAUCUUACUUCCGUGCUCCAAAACUCCAUGUGCUCUGCAUCUCUCUGCUUGCCUGGAAUGCUCUCAGUUACUCGUUUCCAUUUCUGUUGUUUCUACUGCUAUGCUGUUGUGUGCCGCUCAUUAGCACUGUCAUUGGUUACAACAUGAGCAUGGGGUCUGCCGAGAGAGGGGCGUCCGAUGACCAAAUAUCCAGACUACCAAGCCGGAGGUACAAAGCUGUUGACACCGAUUCGGAGUUUCGCAACAGUGUUGAUUGUGAUUCAACCGUUGCAAGUGAAGAUCUGGAAUGCUGCAUAUGCCUAGCCAAGUAUAAAGACAUAGAAGAAGUUAGGCAAUUGCCAUGCUCCCAUAUGUUUCACCUCAAGUGUGUAGAUCAAUGGCUUCGAAUUAUAUCCUGCUGCCCUCUCUGUAAACAAGAAUUGGAAAAAUAGAGGGCAAGGCAACAAUAGAGAACUGAAGAUUUUAUUAAGCUUUCUUCACAGUGUGCGAUUCUUAAUUUUUUUUUUACAAGGUUCUUUUUUUCUUUUUCUUUUUGUGCUAAAAGAUUAUGUAUUUGUAUGGUUAUUCCAGUGAGUUUUUUCGCUUGUAUAGAGGAGCUUACUAGGUGGUGGCCUAGUGGUGAGAGUUUGGGAUCAAGAGGUUUGCUCUUUCUGUGGUCUCAGAUUCGAGUCUUGUGGUUGCUCAUAUGAUGGCCACUAGAGGUUUAUAUGGUUAUUAACUUCAGGGCCCGUGGGAUUAGUCGAGAUACACAUAAGCUGACCCGGACAUCCACGUUAAACUAAAAAAAUAUAUAUACAACUUUGUCUUGGGGUUAUACAUGGCACUAGAAUUAUAUAUACCCCAAAAUAGGGUAGGGAAUUCCUUUCCUCAAGGAUAUAUACCCCAAAAUCUGUACUUGAUUUCUUUUUUCCUUGGUAAUGGUAAUGGAUACUGUUAUACAUGUAAUUGAACUUAAAUAA
This is a messenger RNA of Populus nigra (black poplar), 2310 nucleotides long. RefSeq names its product E3 ubiquitin-protein ligase At4g11680-like. The record is from RefSeq and is a predicted model, not a curated record. The transcript is spliced from 4 exons. Lineage: Eukaryota; Viridiplantae; Streptophyta; Magnoliopsida; Malpighiales; Salicaceae. The coding region runs from base 766 to 1782 and encodes 338 amino acids.